UUGUAGCCGCACUCCAACCAAAACAAACUCAGUGGAAACUAAUCUGCUCCCUUCCACACUGCGCUUUCCCCAAAUGCCUCGCCGACUGAAUAAGAGGUGUGAGGACAACUAUGUUAUUCUGUGGCAUAGAAAAGUAACCUGGCUUGUAGCGGUAGUUUAAAGCAGCCCUAAGUUAACAUGCUAACGUCUCCGUAGCUAACAGGAGCCGCUAACAGCUAAAGGUUAUGUCCGAUGAGCUAGUAGCAGCCUGUGGGAGUAGAAAACAUCCAAACACCAGCCCUGCAUCCUCAAACGAAUCAGAGACCCCGAUAACUUAUUUCCUGCGUUGCCUUUUACCGCCUGGACCGAACCCUUCAGUAUGGGGAUGUGCUUACCGUGCCUUGGUGGAGCAGCGGACGACGUGGUGGUCACUCCGGACCCUGAGACAAGACGGCGACAGCUAGCUGAAGCCGCCGAGAAAAGACAAAAAGAGACAGCGUACAGGGGGGUUAAGAAUCCAGAAGCAGUUGAAAGGAAAAGGAAAAAACAGGAAGAGGCCGAAAAACAGGCGAUGACCACUUCUGUGUCUGGUGGUGGUGGAUUGAAGUGGCAGGUUGGCUGAAGCUCCUGACGGCAGCGUCUGCUCCUCCCUGAAGCCACGUGAAGAAUUUGCUGCAUCACGACUUUAAAGACGCUGGAGCUUUCCUCCGUUUUCUUUUCCUUUUGCCCGUUUUCACAGUGUUACAGGUCAAACUGCUACAGUCUUCAUUCCCGUUAUCAUUACAGACAGUUCACUUCUGACAAAAACGCUGCAGUAUUUGCCAAGUUUCUUAAAUCAGUUUCGACCUUUCGGACGACACAGUGAAGUUCCAGCAAUCAUGCGUUGUGCUGUUUUACUUCCAGUAGUUGACAGCUGGACGCUGAUGAGACUGUUUGGAAGAACUUUUCAAUUUGAGUUAUGAACCUGAGUAGUUUGGGGUUGGGUUUUUUUUUUCCGUUAUGGUCCACAUUACAUUUCGUGUGAUUUCUUCAAAUAUCCGUUACUUAUGAAGCGUGGUGUAAACACUGCUUUACUUCACAGAGGCUUUGCAGAGACGAGUGCAUAUUGUGCAUCAAGUAACUUUUUCUUUUGCAGUCAGUUUAGUGAGACAAAGUCAUUUAGUUUUUCAGAGAAAUUUUUAUCUUGAGGCCCAUCAUGACAUCGCCUGCAGAGAAAACACCAGUAGACCUGUUUAAGGUUUUGUCCAGAUAUUAGUCAUCUGGAACACAUGCAUUUGGUGAACUAUAUUGAAACAGGAAAUCACACACUUUUGUUUUUAAAUGGUAAUCCAUAAUCUUUACAUAUAUUUAUUAAAGCUAAUGGUCUGUGUGUUUCAUGAAUGAUUUCAUCUGUGAAGCUGUCCCUCAUGCAGGCAUCCUUACAAUGGUACAAAGAAGACAUCUGUGACAGGAUGAGAACAGCUUGGCCUGAUCCGGAUCUUGAUUUGGCCUGGGACUCUUACAUUUUGUCCCAGUCUUUGGUACGACACGGCCUGUUAAUUAACUUCACAACCACGAACUCUGCAUUUGGGUGAUACUUUAGUGACCCUGCCAUGAAGCACAAACUUGACACUAAAAUAAGCCGCUGAGGAGCUUCAGAUAACUGCUUGAUGGUCUUUAUUUCAACACUUCAUGCUUUAAACCAGUCAGCAAUAAAGAGGGAGUGAGGUUACUGUGCACCGAGCCCCGUUCAUGCUGUCUUUUGCACUUUGCACUCGUCUUUGCCUUGUUUCAAGGUCCUUUAUUUUAUUUAAUGCACAAUUUCAGUUUGCUGCACCGAUUUACAAUGUAUGAACACAGAUUUGAUGGCUGCUUAAUUUAAAUGAUAAAAAGUGUGUUUGUAAAAUGCCACAGUAGGAACUGAAGACGAAGUUUGUAAUUUCUUCACACAGAGUGUUUUUACCGGUUUUGCUCGCUUUGCGCUGUUGUGUUGGGAGAGUCAUUACAGCUGCGGGGGACACGACGAAUGACUGAAGGAAAAUGAAGGAACUCUUGUUGUGAAUUAUUUGCUUGCAUUUGUUAAAGAAGCCUUCUCUUUGUCCUUAAAUGCCUCCGGUGCUCUCGCUUUUUUGUAGGACAGGAAAUCUAGCCAAUGGUAUUUGCUACAAUAAAUCACAUUUCUGCUA
Salarias fasciatus (jewelled blenny) is the source of this 2144-nucleotide messenger RNA. RefSeq names its product small VCP interacting protein (gene svip). Gene Ontology annotation, biological process: negative regulation of VCP-NPL4-UFD1 AAA ATPase complex assembly; negative regulation of retrograde protein transport, ER to cytosol; positive regulation of autophagy. Gene Ontology annotation, cellular component: endoplasmic reticulum membrane. NCBI's taxonomy places the organism in Eukaryota, Metazoa, Chordata, Actinopteri, Blenniiformes, Blenniidae. The record is from RefSeq and is a predicted model, not a curated record. The transcript has 4 exons. The coding region runs from base 359 to 601 and encodes 80 amino acids.